AUGUCCGACACUGACGAGGAGCCCAUCUCGGUCUACGACGAGGUCGAGAUCGAGGACAUGACCUUUGACGAGGCCCUGCAGAUCUACCACCACCCGUGUCCCUGCGGUGACCGGUUCGAGAUCGCGCUCGCGGACCUCCGCGACGAGGCCGACAUCGCCGUCUGCCCUAGCUGCAGCCUGAUGAUCAGGGUUAUUUUCGAGGUGGAUAGCCUCCCUAAAGAGUCCGACUUCGAUAAAUCUCCGCCGCAGCAGGCCCCCAUCGCGGCGUGA
Messenger RNA from Phialemonium atrogriseum, 270 nucleotides. RefSeq lists its product as uncharacterized. The transcript has 2 exons. The record is from RefSeq and is a predicted model, not a curated record. Bases 1 to 270 code for a protein of 89 amino acids. NCBI's taxonomy places the organism in Eukaryota, Fungi, Ascomycota, Sordariomycetes, Cephalothecales, Cephalothecaceae.